Messenger RNA from Pipistrellus kuhlii (Kuhl's pipistrelle), 939 nucleotides. RefSeq names its product olfactory receptor 7C2-like. Gene Ontology annotation, molecular function: olfactory receptor activity; G protein-coupled receptor activity. The transcript has a single exon. The record is from RefSeq and is a predicted model, not a curated record. The coding region runs from base 1 to 939 and encodes 312 amino acids. Lineage: Eukaryota; Metazoa; Chordata; Mammalia; Chiroptera; Vespertilionidae. Gene Ontology annotation, cellular component: membrane. Gene Ontology annotation, biological process: G protein-coupled receptor signaling pathway.
AUGGAAAGAGGAAACCAAACAAAAGUCAGAAACUUUCUCCUCCUGGGAUUCUCAGCGAAGCCGGACCUGCAGCCUCUCUUCUUUGGGCUGUUUCUGUCCAUGUAUUUAGUCACGUUUACUGGGAACCUGCUCAUCAUUUUGGCCAUCAGCUCCAACUCCCACCUCCACACACCCAUGUACUUCUUCCUCUGCAACCUGUCCUUGGUAGACAUCUGUUUCACCUCCACCACCAUCCCAAAGAUGCUGUGGAACCUCCAGACACAGAGCAAAGCCAUCACCUAUUAUGGCUGCAUCACCCAGAUAUUUUUUUUCAUUGUGUUUGGAUGCCUGGACAAUUUGCUCCUAACCAUCAUGGCCUAUGACCGCUUUGUGGCCAUCUGUCACCCCUUACACUACACUGUCAUCAUGAGCCCUCGGUUCUGUGGACUGCUGGCUCUGGGGUCCUGGUGCAUCAGUGUUACAGGCUCCCUGCUUGAAACCUUGACCACCUUGAGACUGUCCUUCUGCACAAACAUUGAAAUCCCACACGUGUUCUGUGAUCUCCCGGAAGUCCUGAAACUCACCUGUUCUGACACCUUCAUCAAUAACAUGGUGGUAUAUUUUGUGACUGUUGUCCUAGCCGUUUUCCCCCUCUCUGGGAUCCUCUUUUCUUAUGCUCAGAUUCUGUCCUCCAUCCUGAGGAUUUCCUCAGCUGGCGGCAAGUACAAAGCUUUCUCCACCUGUGGGUCCCACCUGUCAGUGGUCUCGUUGUUCUAUGGCACAGGUCUGGCGGUCUACCUCAGUUCUGCAGCCACUUCAUCCUCUAGGACAAGUUUGGUGGCUUCGGUGAUGUACACCAUGGUCACCCCCAUGCUGAACCCCUUCAUCUACAGUCUGAGGAACAGGGACAUGAAGAGGGCCCUGGGGGGACUCCUUAUUGGAAAUAACUGUCAGGAAUAA